This is a messenger RNA of Bactrocera neohumeralis, 1255 nucleotides long. Its product is annotated as UPF0415 protein C7orf25 homolog. The coding region runs from base 41 to 1162 and encodes 373 amino acids. NCBI's taxonomy places the organism in Eukaryota, Metazoa, Arthropoda, Insecta, Diptera, Tephritidae. The transcript is spliced from 6 exons. The record is from RefSeq and is a predicted model, not a curated record.
AUUUUUUCACCAGUUAAAACUUGCAUCAAUUAACUCCAAUAUGGAUAAGGAAAUACCUUUCGAGGAUCUUGUUGACCGUGCCAACGAGAAAAUAGAGCUUGGUUAUGAGUUGAUCUCACAAUUAGAGGAAUACAGACAAAUAAAUGGUGUUGAUAAAAUUCAACGAAAAAUCAGUCAAGAAGUGAAGUUUCUGCAGAAGGUUAUUAAAAACGAAAAGCUAAAGAUAAAUCAUGUUCAGUGUAGCAACCUUACACACUACGACUUCCUUGUGCAAAUAUUGAAGUUACAGCAGGAUGUAGUACAUCUCGAUUGUGGAUUUCCAGUGGAAGCGCGCAGUAAUCCACUACGUGUAGAUAUUGUUUGUGAGAAUGGUUUGAAGUGGAUUAAAGCUAUUGCACGUAAUUCCAAAUCUUUGGCUGAUGCAGCAAAAGGUGAGGCCAGUUAUGGAGCGCGUAGCAUACUGGACCAAGCAGAGGAAUUUGUAGAUGCCAGCGCCCAACACUUAUGCAUGUUCAAGCCACCAAAAGUGGUUUUCUAUUUCAGCCAAACCAUUGAUAACACGCUACUUGUAGAACUGCAAGAAAUCGGCGUUGAAAUUGCAUCAAUUGCGGAACCCUCGGAAAUAAAUGAGAGUGCGGAUAUUUCUAGUGUGAGCACAUUAAAUAUAGAUAUAACUACAUUAUUGGCGUAUAUAAGCAACGUGUGCAAUGGCAGCUGUAAUUGGCAAUUCCGUGAGGGCAUACUUACCGAGCAGGCAGAAAAGGAGCGGCAGACACCAUUAAAACCUGUCUUGGAUAAUCUAUUUAAAGGUAAGCGUCUCAUAUGUUGUGAAACAGCGUACAAAUCAUUCGAAGAGAUUAUCUCUUUGUUGGCGGGUCCGCAAGAGCACAAGCGUGCGGCGGAGUUAAUGCAAAUUGUGGAAAUUUUGCCCGAUGUGACUGCGGUGCCUGAUGAAUUAGCUGUGAUUAAAUUUAGCGGCAAAAUAAAUCAGAGGAGCUUGAAGAUUUUCGCCUUCGGCAUGCAAAUGAAAGCGGUGACUGUGACCUCAAAUAAAGCAUUCGUACGCUCAGCGAAAAUGCAGGGCAUCAAUGUGCCAGUAUUUACACACCAAGCUAGAGCUUUAACAGAAGCUAAGGAGUCAUCUGCCACACCCAUACAAUGAUUCCCUAUUUCGGCAAUAUAACUUGGUUGUUGAUUAAUGCUCGGAUAUAGUUAACGAAAACACGAAAAAAUAUUUCAUUGCAUAUUUCUAAAC